CAGGAUUUCUAGCUUAAUGUUUGUCGUUUUAUGUUUCGAAAGCAGUGAUGGCAUUCGGGUUAAGAAGUGAACUAUGCACUCUGCUUCUAUUCGGUUGUGGCAUUUAUUACGUUUCGACCAACAGACAUCCCGGAGAGUCUCAAUUUCUUCCGGAUGAACGAACUUCGCUGGAUGACUGCCACUUGCGCUUCUACAAUUUCAACGGUGACAGCGGUGGAGGAAUCGGAGGUCUCCCUGCAACCCAGUUCGAGUUUCCCCACAUGGGUGCGAUUGGCUGGAUCCAGCCCGGAGACGGAAGGAUCCUUUGGAAAUGUGGAGGAUCGUUGAUCUGGGAUAACUUUGUCCUAACGGCGGCACAUUGCGUGGUCGAUUCGAUGAAUAAACCACCGGACGUGGUCAGAUUUGGAGAUUUGGAUAUUUUUUCCACGGUGGGUGACGAGUUUGCUCAGCAGUUUAAAAUUGCGGAAAUCAUUCGUCAUCCAAGUCAUCGAUUUAACGGCCACUAUCACGACGUGGCACUGAUACGUUUGGAGAAGAGCGUGACAAUAAACGAAGCGGUAAUUCCUGCCUGUCUGUGGCUCGAUGAAGAGGUACGAUUCAAACGGAUGCAUGCCACCGGAUGGGGAAACGUUGGAUUCGUUGGAAAGCAAUCACCGGUUCUACUCAAAAUGGAGCUUGAUCCAGUUUCAAACCAGGAGUGCAGCAUGUUCUACAAUAACGAUACUUCUCGAAAGUUGAGUCGGGGCCUAGCCGGUCACCAUAUUUGUGCGUUUAAUUCCAAAGCGGAUACUUGUGAGGGUGACUCUGGUGGCCCACUGCAAAUCAAACUAAUGCACAACAUGCGUCAAACACCGUUCAUAGUCGGUAUAACCUCGUUCGGGCUGAUCUGUGGUACAUCCAGUCCCGGAGUCUACACCCGGGUAGCAACCUACCACGAAUGGAUAAUCGACACAAUGCGUAAGCGUGGAGCUGCUGUUGAUGAAAACACCUACAACUCAACCACGUGCGUACAUCGACAUGUUAAAUAUCGCGAAUUCUACGACGGGGUUGUCGUACAUAGGAAUGGCAAUGGAUCGGUAAAGUUGAAUGUCUUUAAUUACAUGUUUUCGUUGUAUCCCGAUGUACCAUGGCAUUUAGCGAGGCUUGCAUGGAGCAAAGGAGUUGGCCAUAGUAACUGUUUCGGCGUGAUAGUCGACGAGGAUACUGUCCUGACGGUUGCGGAUUGCACCGAUUUCAACGGACUACCAGUUGACCAGAUAGUCCAUCCAAAGGUUGUGAGCAUUUCGAAAAUUCAUAUUCAUCCACGGUACACCAAAGGAUCGAGCUACAAUAAUAUUGCCAUUUUGAAGCUGGGCUCGCUGUUGGAUUUUCAACAACAAAUCGCACCUACAUGCAUCUGGGUGGAACGCAAAUGGCCUUUCGGCGAUGCAUCUGUUUUGGGGAUCGGAAGGAAAGAUCUCGUUAAACCACUUUAUCCUAAUAACGAUAUAGAAAUAGAUCCAACGUAUGGCUUCCUUACUAUAAGAAACCGAAUACGAAAUACCUCCAGUUGCGUCGUUGGUGAUGGUGAAUUAUCUCGGUUAAAACAUGGUCUGGCACAGGAACAUGUAUGUGCUGGAUACGAUUUCUACAUAGUGCCGGAGAUGUGCAACUUACCAAUCGGAGGCCCGCUGGAUAGAUCAAUGAUUAGAGAAGAGCGUAGAUACACGUUUACCAUGGGCUUGUCUCAAUUUGGACAAGAUUGUGGCUUUGGAGAUCACAUGAUUGCAACACGUUUGGCUAGUCAUGUCGAGUGGAUGAAAUCGAUCCUGCUGCCAAAUUACCAGGAUCAUAGCAGCAGUGUAGUAUUUUUGGACACUGAUCGUCAUGAAAGAGAUCAUUGCGAGAUUGAUCAAAGUACUCCCGGUAGGUGUUCCAAGAUUUCAGAUUGUCCAAACUACUGGCAGCAAUCCGUAUCUAAAGGAAAGGCACAAUUCUGUUCUACAAGUGGUGUGGUAUGUUGUCCAGAAAGUGUUCUUCACAGUCAAACUAAACAACCUCUGGAAACCGAAUUUGAAAGAUGUCCUAGUUUGGUCAGUAAGCUGAAACCUCUCUCCUGGAAUGGUUCACUCGUCCAGAUCGGUUUUGACACAGAAGAUUGGUAUGACUUCCGGUGCGUGGGAGCGAUCAUUUCCGCUCAGCUAGUCUUAACUACGGCCAGCUGUUUCGGGGACGAGGUUCCGCCUGUUGUUCGACUGUCUUUCAGCGAAACAAUCGUUCCAAUUGAAUCGAUAAUUCUGCACGAAGACUACAAUGUGACUGAUAAAACCAACGACAUAGCGAUAAUCAAACUGGAGCAAUCAAUUGUGUGGACUCCGCACCUGUUUCCAUCAUGCCUCUGGAUAAAUCAAACGCAUACACCUCUGGUCAUGAGGUUGGUCCAACGUGAUGAAGACAUCUUCAACUUCAAGUACAUGCUACCGCUGUACAACACGGACUGUCAACGGGCGCAUCCUUACCCGCUGCAACGAUCGCAACUGUGCGCAAAGGAACCUUACAACCCGAAAACAUGUGCCAAUUCGGGCGACAUGCUGCGAUCGGACGGUGAAGAUGGGGCUUCCUAUUUGGUGGGAUUAGCUCAGCCCAGUGAGGAUUGUGAGUCUCGGAAUUAUAUUACGCUCACCAGGAUUUCCCGGCUCGUCGAAUGGGUCAAACAGGCUCUAGAUCCGGCAUACUGGGAAUCUUGAUUAUAUUUCUGCGAUUAAGCUGUUUUAAUGGCUUUUAAACUUCUCUUAGUUAGUUUAUUGGAAUUAUUUGGACAGGAGCACAUGGCAAAGAUGUUGCAAAAUAAAAUGAUAAAAGUGUAAGUAAGUGUGGGAAAGUCACGAUAGCGUCUCCCAAGUUUCCAAUAAAGCUUGAGCCAUUUAAUAUCUAGACGCAUAGUUUAUUUUACUAACUUCAGUAAGUUUCCCUAAGUUGGGUGAACAUGUAUGGAACUUAUUAUGAAUAAUAAAGGAAGUGAUUUUCCAAUUGCAAAAAUUGAAUCUUAA
Molecule: messenger RNA, 3029 nt
Organism: Ochlerotatus camptorhynchus
Lineage: Eukaryota; Metazoa; Arthropoda; Insecta; Diptera; Culicidae
Exons: 12
Coding region: 48-2726 (892 amino acids)
Biological process (GO): proteolysis
Molecular function (GO): serine-type endopeptidase activity
Source: RefSeq, a predicted model, not a curated record